Messenger RNA from Suillus paluster, 765 nucleotides. RefSeq lists its product as uncharacterized. Bases 1 to 765 code for a protein of 254 amino acids. Lineage: Eukaryota; Fungi; Basidiomycota; Agaricomycetes; Boletales; Suillaceae. The transcript is spliced from 3 exons. The record is from RefSeq and is a predicted model, not a curated record.
AUGCCCUGUGCACAGCGACGAAAGCAAGAUCAUAGGGAUAUUUUAAUUUUACAUUCUGUUCUGGCUAGUACAUUGGCCGUAUCCAGGCGUGAGCAAGGCCACCUCAGGGAGCUUUUCACUCCAGAUCAUCAAGAUCUUGAUGACGACAAAGGCAACGAACGGCUCACUCACUUUUUGCAUGGGACAGCCAUGGGCCUUCAUGCUCUCUCUCUGAUGAUAUCUGUGCCCGGCUCUCAUGGUCCCUAUAUCCAGUGGCGGAAGUGCAAUGAAUUCUUUGAUAUAUCAUUGAGUUGGCCUGAUCGAGACUUUCGUCAUGAAUAUCGUAUUAGUCGUGCAACUUUUGACCGCUUAGUGCGAAUCUUAGAGCAGAAUCCCAUCUUUCAAUCGAUGGGGAGGAAACCACAGCGACCUGUGCACUAUCAGCUUGCAUGUUCCCUUCUUUGUUAUGGGACUCGUGGCGGGGACUCCCUGCAAGCUGCCCAUAAGCUUGGGAUUGGUUUCGGAACUGUCUUCCUCUAUUGCAAGCGCAUAGUGCAUGCUCUGCGAGAGAUCGGAAUGCAAGUAGUUACCUGGGGUGAUGAGGAUCGUCAGAAUGAAACAACGAGACGGGUUAUGGACCGGUCGGGAAUUCCAGAUUGCAUUGGGAUGCUCGAUGGCUCCCUCAUAUGGCUUACCAAGAUGCCGGAUCGAAAUGGCCUAACAUUUAUUUGUCGAAAGAAAUAUCCCGCUAUCAAUGUUCAAGCUGUUGUCGACCACGAGAAAUGA